AUAGCAACAUUAGAGAGACGGAGCGAGUAUUUUUUCUUUUUUCUUAAGUUCCCACUUCCCACUUCCCACUUCCCGCACUCUCAUGGCUUGACUGACAUUGACACUUCCUAGUUCUUAUUUCCGCCAUUGCUAGAUCUUCGUUUCUCUCAGAUCCAUCCAUCCAUUCUCCAUCCCAAAAUGCCAAGAUCAUCAUCUCCUCUUCUACCAUCUUCCGACAAUCAACCAUACUCCAAAUCCGAAAAAAUCAAAAAACCCUCCACUUCAUCUCCUCACUCUUCCCGCCUUCCUUUACCCUUUGUCGUCUUUUCCAUUUUCUCUCUUUUUGUCGGAAUUUCCGGCACCAUUUUCUCUCUCAUCUCUCUUUCCCGCAAUCAAUCUCCUCCUGUCUUCCGAUGUGGUCGUGUCCAGGAUUCAUUUCGUGGGCAUUACUUAUCUAAGGUUCAGAAUUAUAAGAUCACAAAUGGCGGGAAUUCUCUUGAUCGACCUAAGUUUUUAGGGUUUGUUGGGAUUUUGACUGGGUUUGAUUCUGUUGAUCGAAGAAAUGCUUUGAGAAGUACUUGGUUUCCUUCUGAUCCUGAAGGUCUUUUAAGGUUGGAGCAAGCUACUGGUUUGGCCUUUAGGUUUGUGAUUGGGCGAUCAAUAGAUGCUAAAAAGAUGGCUGAACUCAACCAAGAGGUCGACAAGUAUAAAGAUUUUAUGCGUAUAGACGUGGAUGAAGAAAAUGCUAGUCCUCCAUACAAAACUCUGGCAUAUUUAAUUGCAGCAUUUGAACUUUUUGAAGCAGACUAUUUUGUUAAAGCUGGUGACGACAUAUAUUUACGUCCAGACAGGCUUGCUACACUUUUAGCUAAAGAGAGAACUCAAUCUAUGACAUAUAUUGGCUGCAUGAAGAAAGGACCUGUUAUAACUGACCCUAAAAUGAAGUGGUAUGAAAGUCAAGGACACCUUAUUGGAAAUGAAUACUUCUUGCAUGCUUAUGCUCCAUUAUAUGUUCUGUCCGCUGAGGUUGUUGCUUCGUUGGCUGCUUCCAGAAAUAACAGUUUGAGAAUAUUUAGCAAUGAGGAUGUAACCAUCGGCUCGUGGAUGCUUGCCAUGAAUGUUCAUCAUGAAGAUAAUCGAGCUAUAUGUGAUUCUCAUUGUAAACCAACAUCAAUUGGAGUGUGGGAUAUUCCAAAAUGUUCUGGUCUAUGCAAUCCAGCUGCAAGACUAAAAGAGCUUCAUGAAAUUAGUUUGUGUUCUAAGAGCCCAACACUUCCACCCGAGGAAGAUGAUGAUAGAUAAGUGUUUCUUGGAAUCACAUCUUUGCUUUUAACCUUUUCAGUAUAAAUACACCCUUACCGUAUUACUCGAAAUUGCGAUAACUGUCUAAGGGCGAGUUACUUUCCAGAUAAAAACACCCUUAAAGUCCUCAAGUUCUGUUUAUGUACACUAGCCAUUCUUUUCCCAUAUGAUCAGUGUAUUUAGGGUAUAGUCAAAUUAUCACCAAGAUGUAGAAUUACCGUUGAAUUUAUUAGAGGAUAUUAUUCUGGUGUUGUAUGUAAUAUUCAAUUGUAGCAUGAGCUCUUCCUGAAAACUAAGAGGAUAACUUCCAGUUUACUAGAACUAGAAAUAGAACUAGAACUAUUUCCCCAUCAUCAUCUUUUUGUUUGAUAUACUGAAACUCAAUUCUUGGGUUCAAUCCCUUUAUGUAUCUCCAUUUUCAUGCCAA
Molecule: messenger RNA, 1708 nt
Organism: Amaranthus tricolor (Joseph's coat)
Lineage: Eukaryota; Viridiplantae; Streptophyta; Magnoliopsida; Caryophyllales; Amaranthaceae
Product: probable beta-1,3-galactosyltransferase 12
Exons: 7
Coding region: 178-1281 (367 amino acids)
Cellular component (GO): Golgi membrane
Molecular function (GO): hexosyltransferase activity
Source: RefSeq, a predicted model, not a curated record